This is a messenger RNA of Panthera uncia (snow leopard), 2382 nucleotides long. It is a transcript of the gene VSIG4, whose product is annotated as V-set and immunoglobulin domain containing 4. Bases 603 to 1889 code for a protein of 428 amino acids. Gene Ontology annotation, biological process: negative regulation of interleukin-2 production; negative regulation of T cell proliferation; negative regulation of macrophage activation. Gene Ontology annotation, molecular function: complement component C3b binding. The record is from RefSeq and is a predicted model, not a curated record. The transcript has 7 exons. Lineage: Eukaryota; Metazoa; Chordata; Mammalia; Carnivora; Felidae.
ACCUAAGAGAAAGCAAAAAUAAAGAAAAAGAAAUCAGGAAAAAAGUCAGGCUUUUAACAGCAAGUUUCAAAGUUAACAAUAACUAAUGAAUUUAUUAAACAGGAGUACAUUUCACACAUGUUUCCACCCUCAGAGUUGCCCUUUUUAGCAACCUUCCUCCCUUCUAGAGAAGAGCUUAGGGAUGGGGACCCAAAAACUGAGCCCUUCUGUGGAACAAUGGGGAGUAAGCAGGGAAUAUGGCCCUUUCUUUCUUAGCCCUGAAGCCCCCAUAUUUCUCCAGGUACAUAAUUACAUAAUAAAAUAUCCCAAACACAGCUAUUUAGCAUUUGCUCCUACACUUCUUUUGGAAAAUGUUGAAAGAAGCUUUUUUUAAUAGACUUACAGAAUUUCACAGUUUGAAGAAUCCUUAGAGAUCAUUCCAUUCAAACUCUCUACAUUAUAGAUAAGAAAACGGGUCCUCAUGGUGAAAAUUGACUUACCCAGAGUCAUCUCACAGCAAGGUAGUGACAAGAAAAGGACUUGAAACUGAAAAAAGCUAACGUGUUAAGAGCUUUCCUUCUGAGAACAGGUUCUGAUUGAUAGGAAGGCUGGCAGGGAACAAAAUGACACAUCAAUCUGAAAGUAUUAUGGAAGGAAAUUUGAGAGGUGUUUCUCAGAAGCCUCUUGAGAUCUGCCACUUCUAUCCUAGCUUCCAGAUGGGUGGGCUAUCUAUGUCUGCUUUCUUCCUCUGUUUCUCCUCUUCAGGCCAUCCCAUCCUGGAAGCACCUGAGAGUGUGACAGGGCCUUGGAAAGGGGAUGUAAAUAUUCCAUGCACCUAUGGUCCUCUGCAAGGUUACACUCAAGUCUUGGUAAAGUGGCUGGUACAACGUGACUUGGACCCAGUCACCAUAUUUCUACAUGAUUCCUCUGGAGACCAUAUCCAGCAAGCAAAGUACCGAGGCCGCCUACAAGUGAGCCACAAGGUUCCAGGAGAUGUGUCCCUCCAACUGAAUACCCUGGAGAUGGAUGACCGGAGCCACUACACAUGUGAAGUCACUUGGCAGACCCCUAAUGGUAACCAAGUGGUGAAAGAUAAGAUCAUUGAGCUCCGCGUCCAGAAAGUCUCUGUUUCCAAGCCCACAGUGACGACUGGCAGUGGCUAUGGCUUCACAGUACCCCAGGGAAUGAGGAUUAGUCUUCAAUGCCAGGCUUGGGGUUCUCCUCCCAUCAGUUAUGUUUGGUAUAAGGAACAGACUGUCACUCAAGAACCCAUCAAAGUAGUAGGCUCGAGUACCUUACUCUUCAAGCAUGCUGUGGUGGCUGACUCCGGCUCCUAUUUCUGUACUGCCAAGGGCCGGGUAGGAUCUGAGCAGCGCAGUGACAUUGUGAAGUUUGUGGUCAAAGACUCUUCCAAGUCACUCAAGACUAAUACUGAGACAACUACAACCAUGCAAUCUCCCUUGAAAGCAACAUCUACAGUGACCUCAUUUUGGAAGUGGACCACUGAAGUGGAUGGCUACUCUGGGGACACCAGUGCUGAAACAGGAAAGGGCCUACCUACCUUUUCCAUCAUUCUCAUCAUUUCCCUGUGCUGUAUGAUGGUCUCCAUCCUGGCUUAUGUCAUGCUCUGCUGGAAGACAUCCCAACAAGAACAUGUCUGUGAAGUGGCCAGGGCACAUUCCAGGGAGGACAGCAAUUCUGGUGAAACCUGGAGAGUGGCUAUUUUCACAAGUGACUGCUCCAGUGAAGAGUCAUCUUCCCAGACUCCGGGCAUUGACUACUCUGACGAUCCCUGCUUGGGCCAGGAGCACCAGAUCAUCGCCCAGAUCAAUGGUGACUAUUCUCACCUGCUGCACACAGUUCCUCCAGAUUAUGAGCUUUUGACUACCAAAGACAAAAGCACCUGGUAGGCCAUGGUCUGCUGACAUAAUUGCCUAUUCAGCCCCUGAAUUCUGCACAGCCAUCUUCCCUGCUACUUCCAUUCCUGGAUAGCCCAACGGGUCUUUCAUCACUGAAGUUCUAAGAGUGACUGGCUUUGCCCAAGAAGUUAUACGCACUUCAAGCAAGCCUGCUGCUGGGUCAUGUCUUAGACCCUUCUAUUAUCCCUUCUGCUUCUUCUCUUCAAACACCAGAGGGAAGUUCCGAUAGCACUGAGAUGUGGUCAUCAUGCUUCCAGACACCACACAGCUUUGGUCUCUUGCCACCAGAAGACCAGAGGGAAAUGCAGCUUUGCCUGCUCAGGGGACCAGUUGUGUCCAGGAUCACUUCCCUUUCUUCAGGGUCAGAUACCUUUUUGUGUAACAAGCUAGGGUUAAGUUUUGCUCCUGAGCUGUGAGUCUAGUGCUCUGGUAUUCUUUUGGUGCUCAAUAAAAAUCAAAUCAUGAUAGCAACCUUGGUUAUAUU